UUGUCGCUAUGGCUGCGGAGGACGCAUAGGUAAUCCUAUUGCUAUAAGAAGCUAGAAAAGUGCUCGGUUCACGUUAACUUUAUAUGUAAUAAUCAGUCACGACGACACCAAUGGAGGCAGAACCACAUUUCAUGUAAUCUGAAGCAAAGACUGAAACCAGAUUCCACACUGUAUAGCAAGCGUCCAAAGAAGACUGCUCGAUGUAUCACAAAGAAAAGAGCAUCCAGAUAAAAAACAGUGCAUCAGCGCUGUACAACAACCUCGGCGUGCUGCGCAUCGCCCCGAGGCGUCUCACCUACUUCACGGUGGUCCAUGCUAAUGUGGUCAACAUGAUCAGCGCGUCCUGGGACGGACUCAACUACUCCCACCGUCAGCUGCAGUCCAAGGAGCCGAAUGUGGCCACGAGCACAUCUCUCAUAAUGCAGGCUGCAUUUUGUGCUCUGCCCUCUCGUGAUCUGCUGGUGGUGACCUCUCAGAAGGGCAUCCAGAUGUAUGAAUCUGAUGGCUCCAUCAUGGUGUACUGGCAUGCACUGGAUACUCCAGAAACACCUACAGAACAGGCAGUGUUUGCUCGAGGGAUAUCAGCAGUGUGGGAGAAUUAUAUAUGUGUGGGUGUGUCAUCGGGUGCAAUUCUAGUAUUUGAUGUUCCCAGUAAGGGAAGUAAUAUUACCCUGUCUGAGGUCCUGGAGGAGCACAAGGAGUCCAUCACUGAUAUGGCCUCAGAAUGUUCUGGCAGCCAGGAGUGCAUAGCUAAUCUGGUCACUGCAGAUGAUGAGGGCAACCUGUGUGUGUGGAAGUCCGGGGAGGAAUUCCAGCUGCUCAACAAGAUCCCUGGUUUUGACAUGAGCUGCUCAUCUGUCAAGCUGUGGAAAGGUACAGUGGUGGCAGGUUACGGUACAGGCCAGAUCCGUCUCUAUGAGGCAGUGACGGGAAUUCUGCAUGCUGAGGUCAAUGCUCAUGCUCGCUGGAUAUACUCGCUGGACAUUGCUCCCUUUUCUGGACUGCUUCUCUCUGCUGCUGAAGACUCUCUAGUCAGGGUGUGGCACCUGACUAUGACCCCAGAGACCAACAGUGUGGAGGUGGCACACUUGCAUAAUGAAUGUGUGACGGAUACACAGAUCUGUGGCGCCAAGUUCUGUGAUGGUGAUGGCUACGCCUUUGCAGUGACAGGCUAUGAUCUGAGUGAGAUUAUCCGCUACGUACAGUCAUAGGAUUUUGCUUCAGUGAGGCUACGUUUUUGAAUGCGAAUUUGAUAUAUUAGUUUUGGUACCUUUGGUAUGUUGAACAUAGCCUUUUAUUUUGGGAAAAGCAUUUCAUGUAAUUUUUGUGUCUAUAUUUCUAUAAAUUAGAGCGAAAUUAACAUAUGACUAAAUUCUGCAAAAGUGUUAAAAGUUUAUGUGUGUAUUUCAAGUAUAAAUUUAUGUGGAAAUAGCUUUUAAAAACACAAGACAUAAUUACUGUUCCACACAACUGCUCCAGUAAACAUUUUAUAGAGAAAGCUUGCGUUUAGGUUUUAAUUUUGCAUUUCACAAAUGCGUCAGUAGAUGGGGCUGUGGGUUAAAUGUUUUUAGCAAGAUGAAUACAGUGUAGCACAAACAGAUUUCACUAGAGGGCAGGAUGGAGCUGCCUAAAGGGUUAUGGACUGAAACGUUUUUCGAAAAACUUGCACUGGGACUGUGUGCAGACCACAGGCAGGUUGUGUCAGCCAGUACACAGGAACACAUCACUGAAGGAAGGUCAAAUUUUUCCCCUGCAUCAUAUUAUGAAAUGUCUUAAGUGAGCUUCUAUGCUCUUCUCUUUCUGCUAAAUUCACAGUCUAAUAUGUGACAGCUCAGUCUGUCACAUAUUAUGUUGUUUAACAUGACUUUUGCCGUGCAAUACAUCUAGAUUUGAGUAUAUCUAAUUUUUGUAAUGAUAUCUAGGAUGUAUUUGUUAUUCAUGAUUUCUGGUUGCAUCUUAUUUUUUGUAGUUUACAAGCAUUUAGAUUUGGUGAAAAGAGGGAUUCAGUGUGGUUACUGUGGAAAUUACAUAAACCUUUACUGGAAACAAAUUCAACCCUACUCCCCUUUGUACUGUGCAAGCUGAUGCAAGACAAAGCAUCACAAAGUACAAAAUACACAUUGUUUUCUCGGAUUUGAGAUGAGCUGAAUUUGCCCUUACUGAAAACAAAUCUUGCCACCUUAGCUGCACUGGUGUUGCACUUGGUCUCACUUAUCACAGGUCACAUGAGUGUUUUUAGUUCACGUCAGGCAAUCAGGUAUCAUAGUCCCACCUUAUCGUGACAAGAUAAGAAGAAUCAGGUCAGUGAGGAAUUGUGUGCUAUUUGUCAGACUCAGUGCGUAUUAAAUCUCUUAGUUCUAGUCUUUUCUGGUUUGCAGUCAACACUGGUCACAUAACAUCAGCUGACAAGACUGUUUUGAACCCACACACGGCAUGUUAUGUAACUUAAAUUUGGUAGGUACCAACUGACAGUCAUGUUAAUGACUUGGACGGAUCAAAUGUAAAGCCUUACAGGGAAUUGAAGGCAUGUAGUCUUUAAGGAAUCGAUCUUUUUGACAGUAUGACGUUGUGUCAUGCUUUCCAGCUGCAUGGAAGGGAUUGACUAACUACACUGGCAGGAGAGGGACAGUGAAGGACUCAACUGUCAAUAUGAGUUCCCAAAUGGACACUCAGAUUACAUAACUGACUGGAACAGUGCAGAGGGAGGGAAAGGUUGGUCAAAAGUGAUCCAUGAAACAAGCAAAGGGCCAUGAGAGAACAGGAGGUACAGUGGUGAACAAAAAAGGGCCAGUAAAGAAAGAGCAAAGGGUAGAAAGGAAGAAUAUGACAUCACUUUUCUCAGAAAAACAUGGAGACAAACAACAGCAGUCAUUUAUUGCUUGUUAACUGAGUCAAUAGUGCUGUGUGACUCUCUAGGCCCGUACACAGCCCCAGGGCCGCUCAUGCUGUGUACUGCCACAGUACUUGUCAAUAGUUGGCUCUUAGGUGUUACACACAGCUGAGCACACAAUGUUGGGGGAGAUCAGACCUCGACAUGAACCGUUCUCAGAUAUGAAUGUGAACUGCAUGUUGUGUAAAAUAAUAAAGGCAUGAGACCAACAUUCUCCCACUCAUAUUGCCCAGUAGACACUUGGAAAUCUUUUAUUAAUGAGAGUGACAAGACAAAAAUAGAUUCAGCAAGACCUUCAAUGAAAGACCCCAAUGUGUCACUUUAAUAAAAUCACAGAGAAGAACACUGACCAUAAUAUGCGUAAUACGUAUCCGCUCAGAGAAGUCAUCAUGUGAUGAUGAGGGCACUGACCUUUCAUACAGCUGUCCGGCUUUUCAGGUGUGUGUCAGAGACUCCCAUUCUUAAUAAUAAAUGUGAAUAACCAACAAGACUAGUUAGUCCAGUGCACAGCCCAAACUGCAUGGGUUUCGACCAAACCCGGUUUGUUAAAUAGCAACCCACAAUGCAUUUCAUACAGUUCAUCCAUCAAAGCUAGUUCUGACCUUAUACAGUAUGUUCGCAGGUGUGGUAAAUACCUGCCUCGCAUGAGUGGUUGUGUGAAUACCACAACAUAUCUUUUAAUCUGUUUGCUUGUUUAUUUCUUCAUUAUACUGGUGGAGAAAGAGCAAUUUAUCCCUUGCCCAUCCAGCCCUGUGGCAGCUGCCUAUGCCUGUGUUGCUAAGCCUGCAGGGAUAGAGCCUCACCAGGGGGAUGAGGAGCCCAAAGCCCCUCCAGCCUGCUGCCACAGACAGACCAGCUCUCUGAUGAAGCAAUCAGGAAACCAGCUCCCACAGACAUGCUGUAUAAAUAGAUCUUCCAUUUUAUGCACACUGAAAUGGAAAGGAGGGGAGUACUACAAACUGACAGAUCUGAGUAACUGCCACUGCUGACUGACAGACAUGCAGAUAGACAAGUAUGGCAUUAAGGCAGGCACACAUGGAGACAAACCAGAACUAGGUCAAAUAGCAUUUGCAAAGGAUAAACAAAUAGUCUUUGCAAGUCUGUUUUUUAUUGUAUAUUCUAUUUAGAUGCAGUACUAAGCAAAUUUUUAGUCACUUUAAAUAUGUAGAUUCUCACCAGUCAGAAAAUACCAUCAGGGAGAAAUCUGAUCGGUCCUAAAUUCAUUCUGCUACAUGAAAACAACCCGAGAUAUUCAGCCAUAUCUUCAAUAAAAAGAACAAGGAGUCAUACAACAGAUGGUGUGGCCCCCACAGAGUCCUGAUCAAGUCAGUCUGGGAUUACACGAAGAGGCAGAAGCACCUGACACAGCCUAAAUCCACAGACGAUCUGUGGCAAGUUGUCCAAGAUGCUUUUAACAACCUGCCUGCUGAGUACCUUCCCUACCGAAGUGACGCACUAGCGCACCUAUGAGAAUUGAUAGUUUCUAACACUUUUAAUUAUUUUUCAGUUUGCUGCACUUUAUAUGUGAUUAAUUUCUAAAAGUUGUUAUUGAAAUAGUUGUUACAUGCAGUACUGAUUACUACAUGUUUUAUUUACAUACCAAUGUAGCAAUAGGUAUUGAACUGCAGUGCUUUUUGGGCACUGAUUAAAAUAUCUCUGUACCACUGAAAAGCUGCUACCGUGUUGAGAAAACAACCAAAGCUGGCACUGAAUGACUGGUGGGGUUCUCAUUCUUGCUCACUUGUUCUGUGUGAGAUAUACCAAUGAACCACAACAUUAAAUACACACUUCUAGUA
Molecule: messenger RNA, 4686 nt
Organism: Amphiprion ocellaris (clown anemonefish)
Lineage: Eukaryota; Metazoa; Chordata; Actinopteri; Pomacentridae
Gene: wdr54
Product: WD repeat domain 54
Exons: 10
Coding region: 201-1211 (336 amino acids)
Biological process (GO): cilium assembly
Cellular component (GO): ciliary basal body; centriole
Molecular function (GO): protein binding
Source: RefSeq, a predicted model, not a curated record